Messenger RNA from Pristis pectinata (smalltooth sawfish), 2267 nucleotides. RefSeq lists its product as uncharacterized. Bases 31 to 639 code for a protein of 202 amino acids. The record is from RefSeq and is a predicted model, not a curated record. The transcript is spliced from 2 exons. NCBI's taxonomy places the organism in Eukaryota, Metazoa, Chordata, Chondrichthyes, Rhinopristiformes, Pristidae.
CUUGGAAGAAACAGUGAAGGUGCCAGGUUAAUGGCCUCACUGAGCCUCAUCAGUGCUCCUCUGGAGCGCCCUGGGACGUCCUGCCGCGCUGCAAACGCUCGGCGGAGGUCCCCACCACCACCCGGCCCGACCUCCAGCACCUACCCCGUUCGGGAGAUUCUUGACGAUCAGCCGCGACAUCCCGCCGCCGGUCCGGUGUCGUCGGUCCCCGGUAACGGCCCCACGCGCCGCCGGUCCGGUGUCCCCGGUAACGGCCCCACGCGCCGCCGGUCCGGUGUCCUCGGUAACGGCCCCACGCGCCGACCACCCGUUUCGCUUCCCAGAAUGCCCCGCGACACGGCGGCCGGCGAGGGACAAUCCACCUCCGCGCACUUCAAAACGGGCGCAAUAUCCCCGUCAGCCGUUGGCCGGGGCGCCGCACGAGCCGGGUUGUUCGCCUCAGGCGGUGAGGUUCCGCACGUCAGACCGGGGCCCGGCACUGGGCUCAACAGAUAUCCAAGAAGUGCAACCUUGUCACAAACUGAGGAACAUCGAGAAGACAGUUACGCCGAAGACUCACCAGCAUUGAAACUUGCAGCCACCAAUCCAGAUCCAGAUGCAGCACUUAAUUUAUUAGAUAGAUUAGACAACAUGAAGUGAGACACCAGGCAUGAAUGACUUGUAGCCAAGGCAGAAGGCAAGAUGGCCUAGGUUCCAACUCACCAAAUGUGGUCACAUACAAUUUCUACUAAUGUAGACUCAGAAGAUUUGAAUGGCAAAUUUGCAUGAAUGAACUGUAUAGUGCAUUGUAAAACCAGGCAGAAAGACUGAGUUCAGCUUAAAGGCAACAACUUAACAAACAGUUCUGACUGCUGCUGUCCAUGGCAUUAUGGUGGUGUCCACAGCUGACCUGGCAGCCAGAGCUGAACAAAACCAUCAUUGGAGCCAUUUGCAGUCUCCUUAACUGAAUAUCAACAAUCUUCAGCCAGCUACACUGCAGACAACAGGGUAACAAUGCACUGGAAUUUUAUGAUGAACACCAAGGGGAAGGCACAAGGGUGAUUACUUGACUAUUUUCCAAUUUAAAAUUUAUAAACAAUCAUAAAUUAAUUUCAAUUUCCCAGCUGUGUGGUGGCAUUUAAACUAAUGUCUCCAAUUCAGUUGUCCAGUCUUCUGUUUAAUAGUUCAAUAACAUAACCAGUGCUAUCAUACUCCAAAAUGCCUUGUACAUUGUUCCUCAUAGGAGGUUCAAGUAAAAGAAAAUUUCAUGGUCAACAUUUUGGGUGAAUGUAACCUGCUGCUAGCUUUUUCCCUGUCCUCGCCCUUCGUCUUGCUGUGGCUUUGUCCUCUGAUCAUUCAUGCAAGAGGGUUGCCUGGUAAUCUGGGGGCCUCUGCAAAAGUAUAAAUUUGCCACCUUUUAGAGGGGGAUGUGUGCCUGCCCUGAUUGUUCUUGGGUGAACUUGUGCAUGUGCAUCCAUGAUCGCGUGAAUAAUUUUUUUGGAUGAUUAUUGAGAUCAUAUUUAACUGCUUGCUCCCACCUUAUGCACUUCACUGCUAUUAAUGAUCCCAUGUCUGGAAACAAUUUGUUCACAUUGAAGCCAAGAGUAAUCAUAAAGGCUUUCAGCACCCACUACACUGCUCUCUCUUUAUUUUGGUAAUUUUAAAUGACAAUGGAAAGCAGCAAAUAUUUGAAGAAUCACAACAGCCAGAAGAAAUCAAUCAUCAACUGAGCCAGUUGUUGAUGAUCCCUGUAAGUAGCACUGGACAAAGGUCUCUCCUGCUGCUGAAUGAGGUCAUAACCUGGUGGGUUUAGGAGAUUAGCUGGACUCUUGUGCUCCAUGAUGUCAGCAUGGUGUAAUGUUAAUGUAGCGUGCAAGUUGACAUCACAAUCUUCCUGUUUUCUGCAUACUUCUGCAAGUGUUCUCUUUGCAUGUACUAACCAACAUGGUGUCUAGAAGUGUUCUUCCACAAAUGUACCCACAUGCAGUGGAGACAAUUUUUGAGCUCUAAGGCACUCCCAAGAUAUUUGAUGUUAUUGAUCCUAAUAUGCUGCCAUUAUAGUCCACUGUAUAAUCAAAAUCAUCCUCUUCCAUCUUUAUUGGUUUCUUCAAGUGAAGGUUCUGUCCUUGAAAAACAGAAGAGCCAUGAGAGCUGACCUAUCAAAGGAAGCAGACAUGGCAUUGACAGAGUUGAGCUGAAAGGAUUUACUGGAUAACUUUGUACAAUGUUUAGUCCCUAGUCUGUCAAUACAUCUGCCUUUCAAAAUAUUAAAACAUUAUGAAAGUCCA